Hemicordylus capensis (graceful crag lizard) is the source of this 3197-nucleotide messenger RNA. RefSeq names its product 24-hydroxycholesterol 7-alpha-hydroxylase. Gene Ontology annotation, biological process: bile acid biosynthetic process; cholesterol homeostasis. The record is from RefSeq and is a predicted model, not a curated record. Lineage: Eukaryota; Metazoa; Chordata; Lepidosauria; Squamata; Cordylidae. The transcript is spliced from 12 exons. Gene Ontology annotation, molecular function: oxidoreductase activity, acting on paired donors, with incorporation or reduction of molecular oxygen; iron ion binding; heme binding. Bases 138 to 1532 code for a protein of 464 amino acids.
AGUUUGCCUGGCUGUCAUCAUGAAGGCAGCACCACGAUAAACAAGCUUUUCUUACUGAUCUGAAGUGGCUCUGAUCAGCCUUUUGCCUUACAGUGGCAGCCACUGUUAGAAGAACAGUGGUUGAAGAGCUAAAAGAAAUGGAGAUCGCUGUUGCUAUCUUGUUGACUAUGCUCCUAGGCAUUGUUGUCGUUUUGUUUCAGUCCAGAAACAGUCAUCGGCCACCUUGCAUCCAUGGUUGGAUCCCCUGGUUUGGAGCUGCUUUCCAGUUUGGAAAAGCUCCCCUGGAGUUUAUAGAAGAAGCCAGACUCAAGUAUGGACCAGUAUUUACAGUGCAUAUGCUGGGGAAACGAUAUACAUUUCUUACUGAAGAAGAAGGGGUUCAAGCAUUUUCUACAUCUAAAGAUACGGAUUUUGAGCAGGCAGUACAACAGUCUGUCCAGCAUGCAGUUUCAGUUCCUGAAGACAUCUUUUACAAGAAUAGGAGUAAGCUGUAUAUCUUGAUGAAGGGAAGACUGUCUGCCUCUAAUGUACAUCAUUUGUUUGGGAGUCUCUGUCAGGAAUUACAGGAACACAUCAAGGAUCUAGGUCCUGAGGGAACAGAAGAGCUCAAAGACAUGGUGAGGCAUAUCAUGUUCCCAACAAUAACGAGUGUCUUGUUUGGAAAAGACAUCCUUCUGACAAAUAAGAAGACUACCAAGGAGCUUGAAGAGCACUUUCAGAACUUUGAUGAUGGUUUUGAAUAUGGCAGCCAACUUCCUGAAUAUUUUCUGAAGAAAUGGUCCACAUCCAAAACAUGGCUCCUUCAAAAGUUUGAACAAGUGUUGAGUGCAGAAGGAACUAACUCUUCAGACAGCCAUUCUAAGACACUACUGCAGCAUGUCCUAGACCAUUUGUACGAAAGACGCUUUGGUGCUAAUUAUGCUCUCUUGCUGCUGUGGGCAUCUCAAGCCAAUGCAAUUCCUGUUUCAUUCUGGACACUUGCAUUUAUUCUGUCCCACCCUUCUAUUUACGAAAAUGUCAUGAAGGAACUAGAAUCUGUUUAUGGCAAACCAGGCAAAGAAAACAUUGCAAUACAUGUAGAUGACCUUAAAAAGCUCCAGUUUAUCAAGUGGUGUAUUUUGGAAUCCACACGAUUAAGGGCUCCAGGUGGUAUCACCAAGAAAGUGGUCAAUCCAAUUAAAGUUCAGAACUUUGUCAUCCCUGCUGGUGACCUGUUGAUGUUAUCUCCAUAUUGGAUUCAUAGGAACCCAAAAUAUUUUCCAGAACCUCAGCUGUUUAAACCAGAUCGUUGGAAAGAAGAAAAUUUAGAGAAGAAUUCUUUCUUGGAAGGCUUUGUGGCAUUUGGAGCGGGGGCACACCAGUGUCCAGGAAGGUGGCUUGCUAUAAUGGAGAUUCAGAUUCUUGUUGUUUUGUUCCUUUACAAAUAUGAAUGUAAACUUUUGGAUCCACUGCCAAAGGAGAGUCUUUUACACUUAGUGGGGAUACAGCAGCCUGCAGGACCAUGCAGAGUUCAAUAUAAACGGAGAAUAUGAACAUUAUCAGUAGUGCCCAGCCCAGUUCCUGUGCCAAGAAAUGCCAGACUGAAGGACUAUUGAUCUGCUCUUUUUCCAUGCUUCAUGUGUUGCCAAACAAUUACCACUUGGGGUUAGAAAAACAGAGGUUUAAAUAUACCACCCAAGCUAUGCAAUGUAUAGCAUGUAGUACUAAUCUUUCUUAGAGUCACAGACCAGAAAAAUCACAAUACAAACAGCUGAUAACAUUUAUAGCAUGCUAAUCACUUCAGAUUUGGGCCUUGUUCACCCAGAGAAUAACCAGCUUCUUUUCAUUCAUUCACAGUUGGUGGCAGGGGUGUAGCCAUAAUUGAGCGGAUGGGGUCAAAGAACCCAGGCCCCCCAGCUACUGAGGCCCCCCCUCCCUAUUUUCUUCAUAAUCUCCCUCACUCUGAGGGGCCUCCAGGGAGAGGAGUGAACACGAGCCCCCUCUCCUCUAGCUACGCCCCUGGUCCGUGGACUCAGUUCUUCUUCAGCACCAAGGUAACUGACUAGCCCCAAAGUCAGUUUAUUGAGGGCUAGCAGCUUCUUUGAGACCAGUCCAAAAGGCAGAUGUGCUCAUAGCGCUCUUUAAAUAUACAGUAGGUUGAUGCACUCAUCUCCUGCAGCUACAUGACUGCUGAUGGAGAGUUUACAGCAUUACCAACAUUUGAGUGGCCUACUCUGCAAGCAAAGAUAAUUCUUUCUAGGUGCAGGACAUGGCACUCUUACCCCUGGAUUUUGGGGCCUCCACAGUCCCUGGGGACCCCCAAAUCCUCUUUAGUCUGUCCUGGGUGAUGUGGUUGCCUGAUGGAGCACGUUGAUGCUUAAUUAGCAAGGGAGGGGUGAGGGGUUCCAAAGGCCAUUAGGUCCAGGUUCCAAAAUUACCUAGGUGCACCUCUGGCAGGACACUAGGAAAUUGGCCUAUAUCUUCAGUGUGUGAUAAGGUGCUAUGGCCCAUAGGAAGCUGCCUUAUACCGAGUCAGACCUUUGGUCCAUCUAGCUCAGUAUUGUCUACCCAGACUGGCAGUGGCUUCUCCAAGACUGGAGGCAGGGGUCUCCCUCAGCCUAUCCUGGGGAUGCCAAGGAGGGAACCUUCUGCACACAAGCAUGCAGCUGCUCUUCCCAGAGCAGCCCCAUCCUCUAAGGAGAAUAUCUCAUAGUGCUCACACAUGUAGUCCUAUUCAAAUGCAACCGGGGCAGACCCUGCUUAGCAAAGGGGACAGUUCAUGCUUGCUUCCAUAAGACCAGCUCUCCUCCCUUAUGACUAUAAGACCAGCCCAAGCUGUGGGAAUGGCCAUUUAGCAAGACUAAAUUGUAAUAAAAAGGUACAGUAAAUUGUACAAUAUCUCUUACCAGCCUCCCCUCCAUGUGGAUUGUACCAUACUGUUCAGUGUGAUUUGUAUCCUCAUUAUUAUGAAGUACACUGGAAAACUUUCUGAUGUUUCCCCGCUACUAACUGAGAAAAGAGGCUCCUUUUUAUAGUGGUGGUUCUCUUAGCAGGGGGAAAACAACUGGUCCUGUCCAUUCCCAGCAACUCAUCCCUCCAAUGGCUAUUGCUAAUGUCUGUGUUAUGUUUCUUUUUUAGAUUGUGAGCCCUUUGGGGGAAAGGGAGCAAUUGUGUGUGUGUAUUCAUUCAUAUCUAUGUAAACCACUUUGGGAACUUUU